AAACAUAAAACAUUUACAUAAUGUUACUAUUUAUGGCACAUGCUCUGUGACUUCAGGCUCUACACUUUUAAAGAAUGCUGCACUUCCUUCUACUCGGAAAUUCCAGUCAAGCAGCAAGAAAGGGAACGCCCAUGUGGAGGGUUCACGGGGGCCUCAAAUCCAGAUGAAAUAAGGAUUGUUCUAGUCGGGAAGACCGGAGUGGGGAAGAGUGCCGCAGGGAACACCCUCCUGGGGAGAGAGGCGUUUGAGUCUGAGUUGUCUCCAUCUUCCAUGACUUCUGAAUGCCAGAAAGCUAAAGGGGUUGUUGCAGGUAAAAAGGUCGCCGUCAUCGACACUCCAGGGCUGUUUGACACUAAUUUCACCGAAGAAGAAGUGUUGAAGAAGAUCAAAAUGUGCAUCUCACUGUCUGCUCCUGGUCCUCACGCUUUCCUGGUGGUUCUCCAGCUGGGCAGGUUCACCAAGGAGGAGAAGGAAACCGUCAAGAUGAUUCAGACCACUUUUGGUGAAGAUGCAGCCCAAUACACAAUGGUGCUGUUCACACAUGGAGACCAGCUGAGGAAGCAAACCAUCGAGGGUUAUAUUUCAGAGAGUCCCGAACUGCAGACCAUCAUUCAGAACUGCAACUACCAAUACCACGUCUUCAACAACGAAAUCAAAGACCCUAAACAAACCAGUAAGCUCCUGGACAAAAUUGACAAGAUGAAUAUGAAUAAUGGUGGCAGCUACUACACCAAUGAAAUGUUCAUGAAGGCAGAGUCAGCCAUAGAGAAGGAAAAACAGCGAAUCCUGAAGGAGAUGGAAACAAAGAGAGAGAAAGAACUGGAUGAACUGAGAAAAAAAUAUGUGGCAGAAACCUACCGCAAGGAGGAGAAACGGCUGUAUAAAAGAUACGACCGUGAGGCCAGAGCUCAGGCUGAGAGAUCCAAUGACUUUGUGGGUGCUCCGGUGAUAGCUGCAGGGGCAGCCUGCGGUGCUGCCGUUGGAGGUCUGCUUGGAGUGGCAGGAGGUCCGAUCGGUAUAGCAGUUGGAGUUGCAGCUGGAGCAGCUGUUGGAGCUGCCAUCGGUGCCAUAUCAGUGAGAGUUUCAGGGAAUUGCCAUGUGCAAUAAGAACUGUAGAGCCAAUUAUAAUCUUUUUUAUAUAUUUGAUUUAUUUCCAGGAAAAAGCUUGAGUUUACUACAAUCAGCAAUUGCUUCUUGGUUAACUCUUUGCACAUAUGAUUUGCACUGAAUAUGACUCAUAAU
Messenger RNA from Centropristis striata (black sea bass), 1242 nucleotides. RefSeq names its product GTPase IMAP family member 9-like. The transcript is spliced from 2 exons. The record is from RefSeq and is a predicted model, not a curated record. Gene Ontology annotation, molecular function: GTP binding. Lineage: Eukaryota; Metazoa; Chordata; Actinopteri; Perciformes; Serranidae. Bases 40 to 1107 code for a protein of 355 amino acids.